Colletotrichum godetiae is the source of this 951-nucleotide messenger RNA. RefSeq lists its product as uncharacterized. Bases 1 to 951 code for a protein of 316 amino acids. NCBI's taxonomy places the organism in Eukaryota, Fungi, Ascomycota, Sordariomycetes, Glomerellales, Glomerellaceae. The transcript has 2 exons. Gene Ontology annotation, molecular function: biliverdin reductase [NAD(P)H] activity; riboflavin reductase (NADPH) activity. The record is from RefSeq and is a predicted model, not a curated record.
AUGGCUAAGAAUAACGAAAGCUUGAAAGUUGGGGUGAUCGGACCGGCCGGGUUCGGAGGCUCUUACUUGGUCGUCGAACUCAUCAACCGUGGCCAUCGUGUCAUCGGACUAUCUCGCAACCCACAGAAACUUGGCAGUAAUGACCUCUACGAACCGCGGCCUAUCAACCUUGAAACAUCAACUGAGGGAGAAUUGGCUAUGGCCAUCAGCGAUCUUGCGGUUGUGGUGUGCGAGUACGGGCCUCAUACAGCUGGUCACGAGGCCUUACAGUACAUGCCGUUCAUUGAGAUGAUUAGAAAAAUCAUCCUGGCUGUCAAGCGUGCCAAAGUAGGUUACUUUGUGAUGGUCGGCGGUACUGGUAGCUUGCAUGUGCCCCAUGAAGACGGCGUGUGCGUUGCGGAUAGCAAGGACUUUUUCUUGGCCUACCGCCGUGGGAUUGCAGAUAGUCAUGCUCAUGUCACUUAUAUGGAAGAAAGACUUGGCCCGAUAGGAAGUGCCUUGAGAGUUUACCGCGACGCUCGUCUUCUCCUCAAAGAGGGCCUAGGAAGCACGGGAGAGAAGGCGGCUGCCCAACAGACGAUAAACGCUUACGAAGCUCAACUGAAAGCGCAACAAGACGCAUCGAGCAGUUUCAUCAAAGCUGCGCGAGCCAGUCUCAUGUUUUUCGAGGGCAAUACAUCCUUCGACUGGACAUAUGUGUCACCGAGCGCUCUGUAUCGCCCCGGCAGACGUACCGGCAAAUACGAGAUUACUCUGGGCAAUUUGCCGCUCAAAAAUGGACCUGAUGGUGAUAGUCCGCUGGACGGGAAGUUGAUGGGAAUUUCGGCAGCGGAUCUUGCCAUAGCCAUCUCUGACGAAGUCGAGUCGCGAAAGCACAAGCAACAGCAUUGGACUGCAACGGGGGACUUAUCGGACGACACCCCCGCUCCGUCGUAUGUAACACUGAAUUGA